Messenger RNA from Dioscorea cayenensis subsp. rotundata (Guinea yam), 1288 nucleotides. RefSeq names its product syntaxin-121. Lineage: Eukaryota; Viridiplantae; Streptophyta; Magnoliopsida; Dioscoreales; Dioscoreaceae. Gene Ontology annotation, molecular function: SNARE binding; SNAP receptor activity. The record is from RefSeq and is a predicted model, not a curated record. Gene Ontology annotation, cellular component: plasma membrane; SNARE complex; endomembrane system. Gene Ontology annotation, biological process: exocytosis; intracellular protein transport; vesicle fusion.
AGAGAGAAAAAGCAAAGCACUCACCAGAGACCAAAGUUUUGGUUUAUGAAUUCUGGGUCUCGUUUGUACCACCGAAGUGUUUGACGAAAUCCCACCCUCUCUUCGGCAUUUCAUCGAACAGAAGCUGCGUGGAAGCACGCUUCUCCAAUGGCGGCACCAUUCAAACCCGCGUCUCUUCUUCUUCUUCUUCUUCUUCUCCUCCUCUGACCCAUCUCUCUUCUCCAUCUCCAUAUCUCUCCCACUUCCAUUCCUCAAAUCCAUCCAUCUCCACCCACAAAGUUGCGUCCUUUUUCGGAUUCCUAAUCGAAAACCAUGAAUGAUCUCUUUUCAUCCUCAUGGCGUAGGGACGCCGACGCCGGAGACGUGCAGAUGGGGCGCGCUGGGAGUAUAGGCAGCGGAGCAGCGGGGGCUAACCUUGAUAAGUUCUUUGAGGAUGUGGAGGCGAUCAAGGAUGAGUUGAAGGAGGUGGAGAGAAUCCAUCGGAGCUUGCAAGAAGCGAACGAGACGCUGAAGACGAUCCACAACGCGGCGGCGGUGCGGGAUCUUAGGGCACGGAUGGAUGCCGAUGUAGGUCUCGCGUUGAAGAAAGCGAAGCUUAUCAAGCUGAAAUUGGAGUCGUUGGAUCGAGCGAACGCGGCGAAUCGAUCGGUGCCGGGGUGUGGGCCGGGGACGUCGACGGAUCGGACGCGGACGUCGGUGGUGGCGGGGUUGAGGAAGAAGCUCAAAGAUUCAAUGGAUGGGUUCUCGGAUCUGAGGACGAAAGUGGCGGCGGAGUACCGGGAAACGGUGGAGAGGAGGUACUACACGGUGACGGGGAGAACGGAUGAGGCGACGGUGGAGGCGUUGGUGGAGACGGGAGAAGGGGAGAGGUUCUUGGCAAGGGCGAUCGCGGAGCAAGGAAGAGGGAGGGUGAUUGAUGUGGUGAUGGAGAUCCAAGAAAGGCAUGGGGCGGCGGCGCAGCUGGAGAGGAGCUUGCUGGAGUUGCAGCAAGUGUUCAUGGACAUGGCGGUGCUGGUGAACGCGCAAGGGGAGCAGUUGGAUGAUAUAGAGAGCCAGGUAGGAAGAGCAUCGUCGUUCGUGCGUGGAGGAACGCAGCAGCUCCAGACGGCGAGGAAACACCAGUUGAAUACUAGGAAGUGGACUUGCAUCGCCAUUCUUUUGCUUAUCAUCAUCAUCCUCGUCAUCGUCCUUCCCAUCGUUCUCAAGAAUUAGCCGCCGGCGUGGCCGCCAUUGUUGAUGGUUUUGAAGCUCUGUGUUUGAUCUUCUUAUGUUUUUCCCUUUUUUUAUG